AUGACGGACCGCGAGCAACCCGCAAGCCGCCGGGUGUCAGUGGGCAAACUGCACCUCAUUGCAUCCCACGUCACCAAUGCCGCCACGCUCAACGCCCUCACCCAGACCUGCAGGAAGUUCCACGAGCUGGUCAACCCGAUCCUGUACAGUCGCUUCGCAGACAAAAUGUACGCCUGGAUCGCCAAAACCCGGGAUAUCGACAGAGUCCUGCGUACGCUCAUCCGCGCCCACAAACAGGGCAAGUUCUCGAGUGUCAAUUGUCUCGCAUACCACGAGCUCGAGGCCCCCGCAGAGCGAUUGCACCUUGUCCUCCCCGUCACGCCCUGGAUGCCCCUUGAGCUCCGCCGCAACUCAACAGGCGGGUUUGCCGUCGAGCGGCCCGCCCGCCAGCCCAUCACUCUUCCGGAUGAUGGGAAUGCGCCUGGCAUUGGGGCUGCGGCUGCGUUCCCGGCCCCUGUGCAGGACAACCAGGGCGGACGCGACCGCGAACACCGACGCCCAGGUGAAUAUGCCAGGGGAAGCCCCAUGUCCCACCCGUGGCUCGAAUCACCUUUCCCAGAGCAAUUCUCGUUGUUCCGUUCGCUCCCACACCCAGGCCCCUUCACACCUCUCAGCGCGAACAUGGAUAUGGACCUGGGCGCGGGUUCGGGCUUGACCCCCGACAUGGCCAUCACACCCGCCUAUGAUUUCCCCACGCGCGAAGUGGCGACCAGAUCUCUGGGCGGCAGGGGCUUCCUUUCGGCCAUGGAUCACAUGCGUGCUGGGGCUGAUCAGCGGCAGAGGCGCCAGCUCCGGAGCGAGGAGCGGCGCGGGGGACCCAUGCGGCAGGUUGCGAGGGAAUCGCGCACUGGGCCGUACCAGCGGACGAGGGUGGGAGGCGGCACGAUGAGGGAGCUCUCGCAUGCGCAGAGGGCACAGUGGGAGAGGGACGGCCAUUCGGUGGGUUCGCGGUCUACUAUGUGGGUUCAGACCUGGACCGCUGGGGACGAUAGUGAGGAGGAGAAGGAGUAG
Messenger RNA from Aspergillus mulundensis, 1011 nucleotides. RefSeq lists its product as uncharacterized. The record is from RefSeq and is a predicted model, not a curated record. Bases 1 to 1011 code for a protein of 336 amino acids. NCBI's taxonomy places the organism in Eukaryota, Fungi, Ascomycota, Eurotiomycetes, Eurotiales, Aspergillaceae. The transcript has a single exon.